Messenger RNA from Heteronotia binoei (common prickly gecko), 2678 nucleotides. RefSeq names its product mitogen-activated protein kinase kinase kinase 19 (gene MAP3K19). Lineage: Eukaryota; Metazoa; Chordata; Lepidosauria; Squamata; Gekkonidae. The record is from RefSeq and is a predicted model, not a curated record. Gene Ontology annotation, biological process: protein phosphorylation. The transcript has 4 exons. Gene Ontology annotation, molecular function: ATP binding; protein kinase activity. Bases 198 to 2558 code for a protein of 786 amino acids.
UGGAUUUGGAACAAUCAGAAAGCAGUACUUGUACAACUGUAGACUUGAGGGUGAUGGAAAAUAUUAGUGUCCCUGAAGCUGAAAGAAACAUUGGUGAAAUGGCUCCCGUCAUUCAUACUACAGUAUUAGAUUAUGAACCACCUCAGAUUCCCUGAGCUUCUAGAUAUUGUGCACCAAGAAAGAAUAGCCCCCCUCACAUGCCAUCUAACCUGGGCUUUGGCUUUAACAUAUUUGCUCACAAACAGAAUGAUGGAUAUGAAGUCAAGAGCAGAAGGACCCAAUCUGUUUUAAAAAAUACAUGUACCAAGAUGCCUCAAGACUUCAUUAUUCUGGGCAAGAGUUCCUUUCAACAUCAGACAAAUAAAACAAAUAAUCCAAGUUAUCAUGUCCAAGGACAGUCUUAUGAAAAUGCUGGGAUUUCCUCAAAUUUCAGAAGAGACAGCCUCAGCAGGCAAAAAGCCAUUUUAAGAAUCAGAAACUCUCAAAUGCUUCCAUGUAUUUCCAACAGCUCUGUUAGCUUAGAAAAAAACACCACUCCGUCUGUCAGACAAGCACAAUCUACCAUGGCCUUCAUGGAUCUGAAAUACAGUGACAUGUUUAAGGAAAUACACUCCAGUGAUAAAGGCCCUGGUAUUUAUGAAAUGUUUGGGACUCCAGUAUACUCUCGUGAGCCUACAGAACAUGAGAACAGGUGUUGCAAGAAUGUACAUUCUGUUCCAACUAGGAGACUCAGUGUUAUAAAGCAUAAAUCUAAUAAUCUCAGCAAGAAAAGCGGCAGAGCAAGAAAUACCCAGAGAACAACAUAUCCUAAACCACACAUGAAUCCUCAUGGCAUUAAACAAAAGCAUAAGGCUAUGAUGUCAAGAAAGGCAUCCAAGUUGGAGGGCAGAACCCAAGAGCAGGAUGAAGGCAUAGUCACUUCUAACACAAAUGGGCAAAUAAACAUUUCAAGGAAUUCCACACCAUUUUAUAAAGAUGAUGCUCAGCUGCUUCCAGUUUCCACUAAGUUCACACAAUCUGCUAAACCAAAUGAAGUCAUUACUAAUACAUGCUUAGCAGCUCUUAAAGAUGUCUCACUAGAAUACUCUUCAGGUGUUGGUGAUGUUGGUAUUCAUGAAGAAUUUGUCACCAGUAUCCAGGAAUUACUUUGGCCACAAGUUAAAGAGCAUGCAAAAUAUGCUCCUUUUUUAAGCAGUACAAAAGAAACAAAUGAAAACAAAAGUCUAAAUAACAACAAAUUCUUAAAUCAUGGGAGAACCGAAGUCCCCAGUUGCCUUGUGGAUCAGGAAGCAAUUCAGGAUAUGUGCAGUGGGAAUAAUAAGGGAGCGGAUUCUAUGUUUUCUUCACCAGAAGAGAGAGUAGCAAGCUCCCCUGAACAAAAUCUGCAACUGGGAAAUGUUAACUUAAGAAAUACAUCGACUAAGUGGACUUACCAUUCUACAGGCUCAUUUUUCCAGGCACAUCAAAAUAUUCUGAGCAUUACGAACAAUAAAGAAAUAACGGAGGACUUAUUUUGUUGCUUAGCAGCCGAAUUGCUCUCUCUUGAUGGUGCCAGUGGUUCCAGAGUAGUUACAAAGAAUGAAAAUGAUGAAGCACAAAAGGGAUGCACUGGGAAUAAAGAAGCCAACGCAACAAAUGAUGUAAAUAAUAAGAAUUGCUGUCCAAUUGUCCUGGAGUCCAACAGGGAAAACAGAUUAUUCAGUGCAGUAAUAUGUUCAGAAAACAGUUUAACUAAUGAAGAUCCUAUAAUGUGGACCAAAGGUGAAAUCCUUGGAAAAGGCGCCUAUGGCACAGUGUAUUGUGGACUUACAAGCCAGGGGCAAUUAAUAGCGGUGAAACAAGCAGCACUGGGCACCUGUGAUCAAGUUGGGACUGAAAAGGAAUACCAGAAAUUGCAAGAAGAAGUAGAGAUUUUGAAAACUCUCAAACACAUCAACAUCGUGGGGUACCUGGGAACAUGUUUAAAAUAUAAUGUUGUGAGCAUCUUCAUGGAAUUUGUUCCUGGGGGUUCAAUUUCAAAUAUUAUUCACCGUUUUGGGCCAUUACCUGAAAUAGUCUUUUGUAAAUAUACAAGACAAAUUCUGCAUGGAGUUGCAUACCUGCAUGAAAACCAUGUGGUGCACAGGGAUAUUAAAGGCAACAAUGUAAUGCUUAUGCCAAAUGGUGUGAUCAAACUCAUAGACUUUGGGUGCGCAAAACGUUUGGCAUGUGUAAGUCUGACUGAUGCACACAGUGAACCACUCAAAUCUAUCCAUGGCACUCCUUACUGGAUGGCACCAGAAGUAAUAAAUGAAACUGGAUAUGGAAGAAAAUCAGAUAUCUGGAGCAUUGGUUGCACUGUAUUUGAGAUGGCCACAGGAAAGCCACCACUGGCAUCCAUGGAUAGAAUAGCAGCCAUGUUUUAUAUUGGGGCCCAUAGAGGACUGAUGCCUACAGUACCCAACCAUUGUUCAAGAAAAGCAGCUGAUUUUGUCCAUGUGUGCUUAACUAGGAAUCAGCAUGAGAGGCCUACUGCUCUACAGUUGCUACAACAUCCGUUUGUUACAGGAAACCCAUGAAUUUUGCAAAGCUUCAUAUCAAAGAACUGUCAAGAUUUUCUGUUAAUUAAAGGUUAAAAUACUUUAAUCAAACCAACAUUUCCUUGCAGUUUCAGAAAAAGUCAGACAACUAUGAUAAAU